This is a messenger RNA of Aphidius gifuensis, 686 nucleotides long. Its product is annotated as peptidyl-prolyl cis-trans isomerase H. Gene Ontology annotation, cellular component: intracellular membrane-bounded organelle. The coding region runs from base 108 to 662 and encodes 184 amino acids. The transcript has a single exon. Gene Ontology annotation, biological process: protein folding; protein peptidyl-prolyl isomerization. Gene Ontology annotation, molecular function: peptidyl-prolyl cis-trans isomerase activity. The record is from RefSeq and is a predicted model, not a curated record. NCBI's taxonomy places the organism in Eukaryota, Metazoa, Arthropoda, Insecta, Hymenoptera, Braconidae.
AAAAAAAAAAAUCCCUUUUAAAGGUUAUGUUAUUAUUUUUUUGUGUUAAACAAAAAAAGCCGACACAUAAAAAUAACGUUAAAAAUAAUAAUAAACAAUAAUUAAAAAUGCCAACGUGGGAUCAAAUACAAUCACAAUUAAAAAAUCCAAAUAAUCCAGUGGUAUUUUUUGAUGUAUCUGUUGGAACAACUGAAAUUGGUCGUAUGAUAUUUGAAUUAUUUGCUGAUGAAUGUCCAAAAACAUCAGAAAAUUUUCGUCAAUUUUGUACUGGUGAAUAUCGCAAGGAUGGUGUACCAACUGGUUUUAAAGGUGCAAUAUUUCAUCGUGUUAUUAAAGAUUUUAUGAUACAAGGUGGUGAUUUUGUAAAUGGUGAUGGUACUGGUGUCAUGAGUAUAUAUGGUGGUAAUACAUUUGCUGAUGAAAAUUUCACUCUAAAACAUGAUUCAACUGGUUUAUUAUCAAUGGCUAAUUCUGGAAAAGAUACAAAUGGAUGUCAAUUUUUUAUAACAUGUGCUAAAUGUAAUUUUUUGGAUGGUAAACAUGUUGUAUUUGGACGUGUUAUUGAUGGUUUAUUGGUCAUGAGAAAAGUUGAAAAUGUACCAACUGGUCCAAAUAAUAAACCAAAAAUUCCAGUUACAAUAUCACAAUGUGGACAAAUGUAAUUUAUAACAAUAAACAAUUUAUAU